AUGAGUAAUAGAAUAAACGACAUCGAAAAUCAAUUUAAAGAAAUAAAUGAGAAACUUAUCAGCUAAAAAGAUGAAAAUCCUAAGGAAAUGCUGAAUAGCCCUCUAGAAAAUAUAAAUAUAUUUUCAAGAGUGUUUUUCCUAUGGGUUAAUCGACUGCUAAUUAAAUCGCAUAAAAAAGCAUUAAAUCAAGAUGAUAUCUACUAAUUAUAAACAAAAGAUAAAAGCCAGUAUAACUUUGAAAAAUUUGACAAGGCUUAUGAAGAUAUUUUGAAAGAUGAAAAAAUUAAAAAUAAAAUGAGAGCUACUUUUUUCAGAAUUUAUAAAAAGGAAAUUGCUAUUUGUAUUAUCCUUUACUUCAUCAACUAGUCAAGUUAUAUACUUUUAAAUCUAGUUUUUUAAAAAUUACUUGAAAGUUUUAUCAGUCCAUAACGUGGAGAGUCUUUCCUUUUAAUAUUAUAUCCUGUUUUGUACUUUAUUGGAGUUAGUGUUCUCUAAUCUAUCUCUAAAUCAAACUUUAACUUUUACUAUAGUUUACUUUCUGUCAGAAUCACUGGGGCAAUAAGCAUGAAGAUAUUCUAAAAAACAUAUUGCUUUCCUAUGCAAAGAAAUUAAUUUUAUAAGAUAGGAGAUAUAUUGAAUAUGGUCCAAGUUGAUAUAUUGCAGAUUGUGUAAUACAUUCAGAGUUUAUUUUAAUUUGCACUAGUCUUUCCUUUUAUUGGAUUUUCAAUCUAUUUGUGCUAUGAUUAAAUAAAAGAGUUUAUUGUAGUUUUAGUGAUGUCUCUUUGUUGUUUUGUAACAUUUGUGUUGUGUCUGAUAUUAGGCAAGUUUUAUGGUUCCGUUCAAAAGAAAUUCAUGCACUUAAAAGAUCUUAGAAUGAGAUCUCUUGAAGAGAUGAUGAGGGGAAUAAAAACUAUCAAAUACAAUAGCUUAGAAACCUUUUUUGAUUAGAGAAUUCAAUAAAAAAGAGAAAAAGAAUUAAAACAAAUCAGAAUUUAAAAUUUUCUUGUAAGCAUAAAUUCUUUUACUUCAAACAUAUCCUCUGUCAUAACAAUUUUGCUCAUCACAUUUUUAUUUGGUAUAAACUCUCUUGGGUAACUAAUUAUGAUUAAUAAUACUUACUAGAUUCUCUUGGCAUAUUUAGUGUUUGUUCCUUCUUAGAUACAAGGUAUUGUAGUUGGUUUCAACUCCAUGAAGAGAGUUGAUAAUUAUUUGAGUGAAUCUUUUGUGUAUUAGUAUUAAAUUUCAGACUCUGAUAAUAAUGAGAAUAUCUCAAGCGAUGAUUUCUCUAUAGAAAUAAAUAAUGGAUAGUUUACUUGGAAAAAUUAAAUUGAUGUUGACAAAAUUUAAAGUUCUGUAAAGCUUUCUAAAAGAGAGAGAUUAUCUUUAUCAUCUGUUGAAGAAAAUACCUUUUAAAUUAGAAAUUUAAAUUUGAAAAUUAAGAAAGGAGUGUUUUUUGUAUUUUAUGGAGACUUGGGCAGUGGUAAGAGCUCUGUUUUGUAAGCAAUGCUUGGAGAGAUGGAAGUUUAUGGAGGAUAAGAAUCAUUUUAGAAAAUGGUAAAAAUAAAUGGCUCUAUCAGUCUCUGCACAUAAGAACCCUGGGUAAUUUAAGACACUGUUAAAGAAAACAUUUUAUUUGGAUAACAAUACGAUUAAAGUAGAUAUGAAUAAGUUCUAAAAGUCAGCUGUCUAGAUGAAGAUAUUUCUUACUUUGUCGAUGGAGAUUCAACAAAUAUUGGAGAAAAGGGAGAAACUUUAUCUGGUGGUCAAAGGAAAAGGGUAAAUUUAGCCAGAUCAAUUUAUAGAGAAGCUGAUAUUUAUAUUUUGGAUGACCCUCUGUGUGCUCUUGAUAUUGGAGUGGCAAGUUUUAUUUCAAAAGAAUGCAUAAGAGGAAUACUAAAAGAUAAAACAAGACUAGUCUUUACAAAUAAUUUGGUUGGAAUGGAAUAAGCAGAUAGAAUUUUUUUAGUUAAAGAGGGAGAGAUCACUCAAGAAGGAACGUAUAAUCAAAUAAGGAAAAUUAUUGCUUAAGAAUAAAAUAAAAUUUAUGAUGGGGAAGAAGAAAAAAAAGAGAUUGAGUAAGAAAGGAGGUAGUCAGUCAAUAUUCUACAAAGUUCCAAAAAGCUAAAAAAUUUCUAAAUAUAAAGCUAAAAUCACACAAAAAAACUUAUUUAAACUGAGGAUAUUUCUUAAGGCUAUUUUAAAUUAGAAGUUUUUGUUGAAUUUAUUAAAAAUCUUGGAGGAUUCUUUUUUAUUUUUGGAAUUUUAAUAUUGAUAGCCGGUUAUAUAUUAAUUAGCUAUUAUUCUUAAAUUAUUGUGCAAGAAGUUAAAAGUGAUUCUACAUAGGAAUAACAAUUUAAAAUUAUGAUGCUCUAUUGUCUUUAUAAUGCAGUCAAAAUUACUUCUAUCUUUAUUUACGAAAUAUUCAUAGUUUUUAGGAUGGUUUCUCUUUCUAGAUACUUGCACAACUCAAUAGUUUUUUCACUCCUUAGAGCUUCAUUCACUAAAUUUUAUAACUUAAUCACAACUGGACGUCUAAUGAAUAGACUUUCUAAAGAUAUUUAUGAAAUAGACAUGCUGAUUUCUAAAGAUAUUUAAACAUUUAUUAGCUUAGUUGGAACAAUUGUUGUUUGUACAAUAACCACAAUGACCUUGUGCAAUAUAAAAACCAUUUCGAUUUGUAUAGUAUAUCUUUUUAUUUCUGCUCUCCUUACUUACUACUUUGUAACAGCUAAAAGAUAAGUCACUAGAAUAGAGGCCACAUCAAAAAGUCCAAUUUUAUAGUACUUUUCUGAAAUAAUUAGAGGUAUUUUCUAUCUACGUAAUUGUGUGAAGUAUGCUAAUAUAAAAGAUAAUUAUAAAGAUUAUGUUGAUGUUGAUUUAAGAAAUCAAGUGGCUUUAAAUGGUAUUUAAAACUGGUAUGAGUAAAUUACUGCAGUACUGUGUGUCAUACCUUUGUUAUCUGCCUCAUUUUUAGUUUAUUUUGACAUGAACAUGGAUGCCAACUCUUGCUUUAUAGUUGUAUCAUAAAUAUCAACGUUAUGCAGUACUUUUAUUUAAUUUUCCAAUUUCUACAUUUCUUACGAAACCCAUUUAGUAAACUUUGAAAGAUGCUUUAGACUAAAAUAGAAUGUUCUUUUGGAAAACUAUGAGACUGAAGAAGAAAAUCAUGAUAAAAAAAAUAUUUAAUUAAACAAUUCAAGUAUUUAUCAAUUAAAUGAUGAUAUUGAAUAAGCAAGCUAUGCUUCUAGGUAGUAGCUGAAUUAUUAACAAUCAAUUGUUUUUGAAAAUGCAUCAUUUUAAUAUAGAGAAAAUCUUCCAAACUGUUUAGUCAAUAUUGAUCUUACUUUUUAAGGUAGUUAAAAAAUAGGAGUUGUUGGAAGAACUGGUGCAGGAAAAACAUCAAUAACUCUUGCUCUAACAAAAAUUAUAGACUUAGUUUAAGGAAAUCUUUUAAUAAAUGGAAAACCUAUUUAGAAUUACUCACUAAAAGAACUUAGGGAUACUAUAAGUGUUGUUAGCUAAGAACCUUAUAUUUUUGAAGGAAGUCUUAAACAGAAUCUUGAUCCUUAUGGAACAUACUCUAUAGAAGAAAUAAAUAGGGUAUAUGAAAGCUGUGGUUUUUCUAAUUGCUAUUCUUUUUAAAAAGGACUAGACACAUAGAUAACUUUACUUGGUGAUAAUCUAUCUGAAGGAGAAAAACAAUUAAUCAGCAUUGGAAGAAUUAUCCUCAAAAAAUCGAAAAUUAUCAUUGUAGAUGAGCCUACUAGUCAUAUAGAUUUGCAUAUGGAAGAUCAUAUAACCAAAAUUUUAAAUGAAUAUUUCAAAGAAUGCAUGAUGAUUACAAUUGCUCAUAAAAUAAAAACUAUUAUGGAUUGCGAUAAAAUCUUAGUACUAGAUCACGGAAAAGUGCAAGAAUUUAACAACCCUUAAAUUCUACUUUAAGACAAGCAUUCCCUUUUUUCAGGAAUCGUUAAUAUGAUUAACGAAAAAUCAAUAAAUUGA
Messenger RNA from Tetrahymena thermophila SB210, 4002 nucleotides. Its product is annotated as ABC transporter family protein. The record is from RefSeq and is a predicted model, not a curated record. The transcript is spliced from 13 exons. Gene Ontology annotation, cellular component: membrane. Gene Ontology annotation, biological process: transmembrane transport. Lineage: Eukaryota; Ciliophora; Oligohymenophorea; Hymenostomatida; Tetrahymenidae. Gene Ontology annotation, molecular function: ATP binding; ABC-type transporter activity; ATP hydrolysis activity.